AUGAUUUUAGAUCCUGCUACUCCUAAAGUAAACGAAUAUUCAAAUGAGGAGAGCGCAGAGUUUUGGAAGUGCAUGGAUGAGAUUCUUCAAUUGGAUAAUGAGAAAUAUAAUGCUGAUAGACCAGCAGUCAUUAAUUCGAACUUAGUGAAAUACUUAAAAUUUGCUACAGAUUCUUAUAAAGAAUACAUUAAUACAGAUAGAGACCUUUAUAGAAUGGCAUUAACGCUAGUGGAGUCUCUCGUAUUUUCUGAUAAUAUAAAAUUUUGUUUAAGCAAACUGUUAUCAUUAUUAAACAUCGAUCUCCUAGAUAUGAGUAUGAAAUUUUUCAUAUCUUACAUAUUAUUAUUUGAAGCAAAAAGAAAUCUGUAUUCUUUAGACAUGAUGAUAGAAUAUCAAGGGUUUGCUGUCUUUUACAAUACUCUUUACACACAAUUUGCUUAUUUAGAAAAGUAUAGUUUAGAGAAUAGCUAUCCACGUCAUAAAGAUAAUAAAGAAGGAGAAUUGACCGAUUUAGAUUUCAAAAUUAUUGAUGAGAUGAAACAAAUAUCCACAGUUUUGAUGGAUUUAUUGUAUCAAAUCUUUAAAUAUUGUAAAAGUACAAUAUCAGAUAUUCAAAUAGUGGACGAUUUCUUCGUUCAUUUUCUAAUGCAUUCUGUAAGAUCAGAUACAACAUCGGAUUUAUUCAGUACUUCCGAAUUUAAAGUACUGUUAGCAUUAAAUGAGCAAUAUAUUAUGUUUGCAAAGGACUAUAAGAUUGAAAAUAAAGUUUUUAAAUACGUUCUGAAUGAAUCGGUAUCCAAAUCUUUCGUUGAGUUGUUAUUACUGAAAUUUAAUAGAUCAUCAGACUCAUCUUUACAAAUAAUGAUGUGUAAAAUCAUAUAUUUGGUCCUUACUACUACAAAGGAUAAUAUUGCAAUGAAUUUUUUCUACAUGAAUGAUUUAAAUGUAUUCGUUGAUGUUUUACUUAGAGAAUUACAAAAUAUAUCAGAAAAUCAAGAAAGUUUACGAAAUACUUUUCUACGUGUGCUGCUUCCACUUAUCAAAAAUACAGAAUUAUCAAAGACGCACUAUAGGAAGGAUGAUUUAACUGAAUUAUUACAAUAUCUUUCGAAUUAUGACAGUUUUUGUACUAGUGACGAUAUCAGUGACGAACAAAAAAUUACUGUGAAAUUAGUAUUUAAGAUAUUAAAUGAAGUUGAGUGGUUACAACCUUUACCUCAAAGUGAUAGUGACCCUAGUGUCACCAGUAGGUCAUCUAGUAUUAGUAUCAAUGGUAUGACAUUUAUCAACAAUAACGAAAGAGAAAAGGGAUUAUAUAACGUUUCAACAAAUGAUAGUAUCAUAUCUAUUGAAUCUUUAGGUAAAAGAAAAUCGAGGCCUCCACCUCCAUUACCUCCGACAAGGAAGAGCGUGGCACCAAAUCGUGCUAAUGUUAAUGAUUAUCUGAUGGGUAUUCGUUCUGUAGAAUGA
Molecule: messenger RNA, 1470 nt
Organism: Maudiozyma barnettii
Lineage: Eukaryota; Fungi; Ascomycota; Saccharomycetes; Saccharomycetales; Saccharomycetaceae
Gene: LDB17
Product: Ldb17p
Exons: 1
Coding region: 1-1470 (489 amino acids)
Biological process (GO): actin cortical patch assembly; endocytosis; actin cortical patch localization
Cellular component (GO): actin cortical patch
Molecular function (GO): Arp2/3 complex binding
Source: RefSeq, a predicted model, not a curated record